Messenger RNA from Arabis nemorensis, 474 nucleotides. The record is from the annotation of a GenBank genome assembly. NCBI's taxonomy places the organism in Eukaryota, Viridiplantae, Streptophyta, Magnoliopsida, Brassicales, Brassicaceae.
AUGGUGGCUUCGCUCACUGAUUCCGAUGAAUUUGCGCGUAACUUUCUGAAGAAUUUCCUCCUCGGUGUAAUGUCGAUUCCCGUGUGCAUGGUGCUUCAAAACAAAUCUGUGGCGUUUUGGGUCGCGAUACUCAUCUUCUUGGCAGGCGUAUCUGGGAUAUUCAUCUCAACCUUCAUAGAAAGUGUAUUGAAGUCCAUGACGUUAAAGAAUUGCUUCAAAGAGUCUUAUUAUGCUGCUUCUGCAUUCAUUCGUGGAGGUUCCCUUCCAAUUCUUCUUGGAUUCUUGGCUCAGGAUCGUAUACAUCGUAUAGUUAAUUUGAUUCUCUCCUCCGGGAUGAUAUCUGCUCGUGCGAUCUACGAUUGGUCUGAUAAUGGUACUAAACGAAGAAAGACUCUUGUGUCUCUUUGGUGGGUUUGGUUUAUGGUGAUGAUCGGAACUGCAAUCUUAGUCGGUCUUGCCGAUUUAGUCGACUAA